This is a messenger RNA of Lachancea fermentati, 336 nucleotides long. The record is from the annotation of a GenBank genome assembly. NCBI's taxonomy places the organism in Eukaryota, Fungi, Ascomycota, Saccharomycetes, Saccharomycetales, Saccharomycetaceae.
AUGUCUGCAGUCAAAUAUUUCUACAAGGGUCAAGAUACCGACUUUAUCAUUUUCGUUGAAUCCAUUGAAGGUGUUGAGAAUUAUCUAAAGGAUCCAUCUAUCAGCAAGCUGACUUCCGUUGUGGAAUUGUUCAAGGUCUUUACAAAUAGACAAGGCGAUGGUGCUGAAGGUGAAUUAGGUGAAGUUUCCAAUGCUCAACUUGAAAAUGAGUUUGGUAAGGGAAUCAAAAUCGAACAAGCCAUUGACAGAAUUCUUAGAGAAGGAUCCGUGAACGGUAAGGGUAACGUGAACAGCCACAAGUUCACCUCUACCAAUGACUCUCAUUCUACCUACUAA